Gongylonema pulchrum is the source of this 717-nucleotide messenger RNA. The record is from the annotation of a GenBank genome assembly. NCBI's taxonomy places the organism in Eukaryota, Metazoa, Nematoda, Chromadorea, Rhabditida, Gongylonematidae.
UGCAUUUAUCCAACUUAUGAUUAUACUCAUUGUUUGUGUGACUCACUGGAGAACAUUACACAUUCGUUAUGUACCAAAGAAUUUCAAUCGAGGCGUAGCAGCUAUUAUUGGUUGUGUAAUGCCUUGGAUAUCUAUUGCCCCGUACAAUGGGAAUAUGGUCGCCUGAACAUCAAUUAUACGGUGGUUUCGAAGCGCAAAAUCAAAGCAUUGAUUGAUAACAAAAUUAUCCGAGAUUGGGAUGACCCGAGACUAUUCACGCUAACAGCGCUUCGUCGCCGGGGUGUUCCUCCAGAAGCAAUAAAUAUGUUUGUGGCACGCCUUGGCUUAUCCACUGCACAGACAUCCAUUGAUCCGCAAAUGCUAGAUGCAGCAAUUCGUGAUUACUUGAAUCUAACUGCACCGAGAACAAUGGCAGUGUUGGAUCCGUUGAAAGUAACGAUCGAAAAUUUCGACGAAUUAGGUUUUGGACACUCAAUCGGUGUACCAGAUUUUCCACUAAAUCCGGACUCUGGUGGUCAUCAUUUUGUUGCCGUUGAUCGUGACAUCUACAUAGAACGUUCGGAUUAUCGAGAGGGUGAAGGUGAUAAAAAUUUCCGCCGAUUGACCAGUUCGCAGCCUGUUGGUUUGAAAUAUCUCGGGAUCGCAAUCUCUGUCACGCAUGUAUUUAAGGUUGCUUUUCUUGAAAUAGAUUCGAGCAGGAGAGGCAAAAUUAUGUAA